AUGUCUGCUAGAAAUCUCCAGCCAUCGGGAGCAUCACCUCCUCACCCUUCCACAAGUUUCCACCGCUCCACGCAGACCUUGUCUUCACAGGAAGAAGAUACUGAAGGAGAUGAGGAGAGUUCAGUGGAAGAAUUUUUAUUUCUUCAAGAGUUAGAGAGCCCGGAGGAAUACCAGUACCCGGAGGAGGAGGAAAAUUAUCUGAAAGGAAAGGAGUAUCUGGAUGAAAAGGAGUAUCUGAAGGAGGAAAAGUAUCUACAGAAGAAAGAGCUGCUGGAAGGAAAAAUGUUUCUGUAUGAAAAGUUUCUGGAAGAGGCCACUCUUUACCCCCUGCCCCCUUCACAGAUGCGGAUCCUGGAGUUUGAGAGAGGGAUACACGCGUGCAUCACACACCUGCUGCGCAAACGCUCUUGGUUGGAAAAACCAGAGACUCACCCAGGAGCAGUCACAGGGCAUGGGAGAAGUCAUCACUUGGGGGCCCAAGACCCCUACCGUGACCAUGAGGAUAGCUCUCCAGAGGCUGGGGAAGCAAACGGGAUGAGCCUCCGAGGAGGGCACAUGCGCUGGAGCGGGGUAGCACAGCCUGGUUGGGACGAGAACUUCGACCAGGCCCCGCCAGCGGGAACCAUAUCUUCCGGUGAACAAAUCAUGGAAUCCAAAGGGCUGGUUGUGACCAGCUCCUAUCAGUCAGUGUUCGGGACCAUGCUCAGAGAAAUGGCGGCUAGCAGUGAACUGGAGGAGGAUAUUAACAUUCCCCUGACCCGUCAUCUGGAGAGAGAGACCAGAAGGAAACUGGGAAUUCUGCUGAAGAAAAAUUUUGGAAAAUAUAAGGAAACAAUCCUCUGGAUUAUGAAGAAACGUGAAAGUAAGAACCCUCUCCCACCUUCCACCCCCGCUGCCCGGCUCUCCUGGGUACAUCAAGGUGAUGCAAAAAUCAUUCUCUACCCCAGUGAGAUUGUCUUCCAAAUUCUCUUUCCUGAUGGAUCAGGCCAGAUAUAUUAUCCAUCAGGACACCUGGCUAUGCUCAUCCUCAGUAUAAAAGAGGGAAAGUUCACAUACAUCAUUCUGGAAGACAGUGAAAAUAUGUGUGUCCAGGCCCUUAUCAACAACUCUGGCCAUGCCACCUUCUAUGAUGAAAAUGGAAACAUCUGGUUGAACCUGAGCCCAAACCUGGGAUACUACUUCACCAGAGACAAGUACCAGAAGGCCUGGAACUGGUGGGAUCUGAACCUCCACAUCCAUGCACCCCCCAUCCAGCCCAUCUCCUUGAAAAUCAACCAGUACAUCAAGGUACAAAUAAGGAGCCAGGAUAAGAUCAUCUUCCGCUUCAUCCACAAGCAGCAGCACAUUUGCUUAAACCUAGGCACCAAGUACAAGUACAUUACCCCGGCGGUGCUGAGCGAAAUGAAGAAGGAAGCAGUCCUGGAGAUGGAAUUCAGUUCAACGGCUCAGAAGAUCCAGAUCCUUCUAGGGAAAAUGAGGACGAUCCUGAGUACACUGACCACCUCUGAUUUGGAAUGCUUCAUACAGGGCAGCAAGAUCUUGCCAACAAGACGAUAUGAGUCGGAGGAGGAACUCUCAUCUUCCAAGCCGGGGCAGUCACCAAAUUGUGCUGCUUCGGCAUGUGCUGAACGUUCCCGGGAGGUGGAGGUGUCCAAAGCCCCGAGGAAACCCCCAAAGCCCUAG
Molecule: messenger RNA, 1683 nt
Organism: Aethalodelphis obliquidens (Pacific white-sided dolphin)
Lineage: Eukaryota; Metazoa; Chordata; Mammalia; Artiodactyla; Delphinidae
Gene: ERICH6B
Product: glutamate rich 6B
Exons: 9
Coding region: 1-1683 (560 amino acids)
Source: RefSeq, a predicted model, not a curated record